Molecule: messenger RNA, 656 nt
Organism: Guyanagaster necrorhizus
Lineage: Eukaryota; Fungi; Basidiomycota; Agaricomycetes; Agaricales; Physalacriaceae
Exons: 3
Coding region: 21-656 (211 amino acids)
Source: RefSeq, a predicted model, not a curated record
AUGCCCCGGAUAUUCAGGAAAUGACACCCUCCAUUGGAUCCAUGUCAGCCAUUCCGUAUCUCAACAAGGUCCACCAAUGUGCGCACCGUUUCGUCACCUUGUUAGGUGAUUACCGUCAUCUCGUCUUGAAUGGAGAUGGAGACGGCCAAGAAAUAGGUGAAUCCCCCGAGGAAUCAUUUCAUUAUGAUCGUGUGACUCGCGAGGACUCGAAAGAUUCCUUGAGCUCGUUACUCCCACCAGUGGCCUUCUCAUUCACAGCAUCCCGCAAUCCAGGAGAACGACCUUCUUUUACUGCAUCAGAGGCUUUCUUUACCCGUGUGACACUACCCCGCCGACUAUAUCGGCUGUCCCGCAGGACCUUUGCGUUGCAUCUUUCUAACAAUACGUGUGCUUUCUUCGCGGUUCUCGAAUUCGAUGGUGUGGAUUUAGACCCAGUUCCCUACGGUGGUAUUAAGCAGUCGACAACGACGACUUCGAACAGUUUCAGCAAGCCGUCAUCACCAAUUUCAUCACCACCCCGUAGCAUGAGAAGAUAUGGAUACUUAUUUUUGCUUGCCGCCGUGCUCGACUGGCAUCAAACCCGGGUUCGCUGGGAAAAUGAAAAGUGCUCCAAUGCCCGUUUGCCUGCGGUUUCGCGGAUGUCAGAACGGACAUAA